AUGCUUCCUCGAUCCGCCGCCCUGUCCCGAGCGUCCAUGGCUUUAGGUUCAUCCAUCUCACGUAGAACCAUCCUUGCGUCCAGAACAUUUCUCAGAUCUACCCCUAUUGUCACUUCUCGAAUAGAUCGAUCAUUGAGCUUACAAGCUGUUCUCGCUUCUCGAGGAUAUUCAGCUGCUGCUCAACCUAAAAAUGAAGAUGAUUUCUUUGUUGCUGAUGAUGCCUCACCUUCUCCACCUUCCACUUCCGUUUCUGCUUCGACAUCUUCUUCUGCUCGUUCAUCCAAUCCAUCGACAACAGCUUCAACGGAAGAUGAUGGAUUUUUCGCUUCUUCGUUAACUGAAGCUUCCUCAACCUCAAACUCAACGCCAUCCUCUUCACCUUCUUCAGAAUCAUCAAAGACUGGUCCAGCAGUAGAAAUAGUACCUUUUGAAACGUUAAAAGGCAAAAUAAAUCAUGAUACACUAAAAGCAUUGACAUUUAAACCUUUCCAAUUAAAAGCAAUGUCGGAAGUUCAGAAACGUGUUCUGGGUCUGAUGCCUGCUUUAGGAGGUGGUAAAUUGAGAGGUCCAGCAAGAGAAGAUGAUCAAGCGGAAUCUGAAGAUGAAGGUAUACAACCUAAUAUCGGGAAAGAAAGAGAAGAUUUAUUGGUAAAAGCUAAAACCGGUACUGGUAAAACUAUCGCUUUCCUCGUACCUGCAAUCGAUGCACGAAUCAACAAAAUCAAUGAACUUGUCAAAACUCCUUAUCCAGAUGGAUCAUUACCUGAUCGAGCGGCUCAAGGAAGAAAUGAACGUGCCAUCACUCGAUCUCACGUUGGUACAUUGGUCAUUUCACCUACAAGAGAAUUAGCAACCCAAAUCGCCAACGAAGCAUUGAAACUCUGUACUUGGCACAAAGAAAUGCAAGUUCGUCUGCUUGUAGGUGGUGAAUCAAGACAUCGACAAUUGAAAGAUUGGAAAAGAGGAAGAAAAGAUAUUGUAGUAGCUACUCCUGGUCGAUUAAAGGAUUUGUUAACAGAAGAUGAAGUCAAGUCAGCCAUGGAAUUCACAGAUACAUUGAUUCUUGAUGAAGCCGAUACUUUAUUAGAUAUGGGUUUCUCACAAGACUUAAAUCACAUUAUCUCACAUUUACCUAAAGAACGUCAAACUUUCCUUUUCUCAGCCACGGUAUCAAAAGAAAUCGCAGCUAUCGCCCGAAAAUCGCUCAAACAAGGUCAUAAAGUCAUCGACUGUGUUCCCAAAAACGAAUCAAACGUUCAUCUACAUAUUCCUCAGCAUUUCACAGUUGUUCCUUCCGCUGCCGACCAAAUCCCACAUAUCCUCCGACUCAUCGCUCACGAUCAACUCCUCAACCCCAACAGUAAAAUCAUCAUAUUCUUGAACACAACGAAACAUACAAUGCUUACAGCCACCCUUGUUCGAGAACUCAAGUUUUCUUUACCUAAGGAUCUGAGUGUAUACGAGAUCCACUCCCGAUUGGAUCAAAACCAACGAUCUCGAGCAUCGGAACGAUUUAGACGUGACUCCAAACCUAGUAUCUUGGUCACCUCAGACGUCUCAGCUAGAGGAGUAGAUUACCCAGGUGUAACAAGAGUCAUCCAAGUCGGUAUGCCCGCAAGUGCGGAACAAUACAUCCACAGAGUUGGACGAACUGGAAGAGGGGGCAAAGAAGGUGGUAGAGGUGAUUUGGUUUUGUUACCUUUCGAAGCAGGCUUUAUCCAACAAUUGAACAAAAUUCCAAUCAAAUCUGUACCGACAAGAGAUCUAUCCGCAGAAGUACAUGGCCUCGCAACUGAACAAGAUGAAUCAUACGCUACCAAAUUGAAUGGAUUGAAUGACGCUAUAACGAAUUUAAUGCCUUCAUUAGAUUCAGAAGCAAUCGAAGAAGUUUUCACAUCGAUGAUAGGUUUCUAUAUGGGUAAAUCAGAUCAAUUAAGAUGCGAUCCUCAAGACGUAUUACAAGGAUUGAAAGAUUGGUCGGUCGAAGCUGCAGGUUUACCUGAACCACCUUAUCUUUCACCUGGUUUCUUACAGAAACUCGGUUUAGGAGGUGGAGGUGGUAACAGGAGAUCAGGUUUCGGAGGACGAGGCGGUGGUGGUGGACGUGGAGGAUUCGGUGGAAGAUCAGGUGGCGGUGGUGGAUUUGGUAGAAGUUCAGGUUCAAGUGGAGGUGGAGGUAGUGGAGGAUUCGGCGGUGGAUCAAGAGGUGGAUAUGAGGGCAGAGGUGAACCAAGAGCCAGAAGCGGUGAUUCGUUCGGUAGUAGUGGAGGCGGUGGCGGUUUCGGUGGAGAUAGAUCAAGUAGUGGUGGAUAUGGUGGAAGGAGCGGUGGAUUCGGAGGAGGUGAUCGAGGUGGAUUCGGAGGAAGAGGUGGUAGUAGUGGUGGAAGCAGAGGCGGGUUCGGUGGAAGAAGUGAUCGUGGAGAUCGUGGUGGAUACAGCAGAGAAAGGGACUAA
Messenger RNA from Kwoniella shivajii, 2454 nucleotides. RefSeq lists its product as uncharacterized. Gene Ontology annotation, cellular component: mitochondrion. The record is from RefSeq and is a predicted model, not a curated record. The transcript has 3 exons. Gene Ontology annotation, molecular function: ATP binding; nucleic acid binding. Lineage: Eukaryota; Fungi; Basidiomycota; Tremellomycetes; Tremellales; Cryptococcaceae. Bases 1 to 2454 code for a protein of 817 amino acids.